This is a messenger RNA of Ectocarpus sp. CCAP 1310/34, 5653 nucleotides long. NCBI's taxonomy places the organism in Eukaryota, Phaeophyceae, Ectocarpales, Ectocarpaceae. The record is from the annotation of a GenBank genome assembly.
ACCUUCUGCUCUGCUUUUCCGCCACGCUACGCGCACCGGGAGGGAGCCGGAACAGAACUUGGCGUGCGUUGCCUCAUUUGUCCGCAACGGUGCGCACGCGGGGAGGGUAUCCACAACAGACUUCUGGGCGCGCGCGAGAGAGCGAGAAGACCACCAUAAUCUGCUGUGGGAGAGAUACUUUGUAGUUUGGCGGGGGGGGCGGACCAUCUCCUUCAUUUUUCCGCCACGCUACGCACACCGGGAGGGAGCCAGGGUAACAUCAACAGACUUCCGGGCGCGCGCGAAAAAAUCCUUGUGUGUGACGCCGAAUACCACCCCCUUCCCCCUACUGCAACAACAAAUAGAAAAUCUACAGUUCCACCAUGGCCACGCGAGGUGACGCUGUUCAGGCCACGCGUGAAGGGGUGAGAUUUACGGCUUUGACCGUAGUACAGUCGUUUGCGGAGGGAGCCAUCGAGAUCGGUGCCUCCGCGCCGGUGGUGGCUCCACUAUGCACCGCUCUGCUGAAGGCCAAGGGUGUCGUGGAUGCGGCCAGCCGCAACAAGGAGGAGCUCGAGGAGCUGCAUGAGAGAUGCGAGAUGAUCACGAUACAGGUGAUCGACAAGGCCAAGGCUUCGAAGACAUCGACGAUUGACGUGAAACCCCUCCAGGAGUGCGUCGACAAGCUCAAGGAGGUGGCCGAACGCUACCAUGACCGAGGGCGCUUGGCCAGGCUGGCGCAAUUUCGCAGAGACGGCGAGGACAUCCAGAGGCUUCGCAAACGCAUCGAGGACGUCGUUCCGAUCAUGGGACUCUCGGGUGUGGUGAACAACGGGGAGAAACUGGAUCAGAUUCUGGCUCGUCUGCAGCCAGGACCCAAGCUAGCACCGGUGCCGAAAAAGGCUCCUUUCACCAAGUCAUUUCACGUUGUGCGCGAUGGGGUGGUGGACAGAGUGUGCAAGAUCCUCGGUGGCGACGGAGGGCCAGCGAUGGCGGCACUGACGGGGGGGAGCGGGGCGGGCAAAACCACCUCCGCCGCUGCCAUGGUGGGUGAGCGAGGUGAUCGCGUGAGGGCGCUAUUUCCCGACGGCGUGGUGUGGCUUUGGGUGGGCCGGGAGGCAGGGACCGCAGACCGCUUACCCAGUCUGAUGUCCAAUCUAGCCAAGAGACUCCACGAGGACGUGAUGAAAGGGGCCGUCGAUGCUCCAACGGGCGAUGACGGCGUGAGCUACGUCAGGAAGAUCGUGUCACAGGAGAAGUUGCGGUGCCUUGUGGUGGCCGACGAUGUGUGGGAGGCGUCAGUGGUCCAGAAGCUGAGAGAGACGGGCAUGUGGGUGCUCCUGACCACCCGAUUCCCAGAGAUGGGGGAACCCGAGGAGAGGGUGGUCAUGGACACACUGAUACCGGCCGAGGCGGAGGAUGUUCUUCGCGGUGCAGCUGAGCUGCCGCUCGGUGAACGUUUGUGCGACGCCUCGAUGAAAGUCCUCGAGAUCUGUGGUCGUGUGGCGAUGGACACCGCAUUCGUGGGGAGCUGGACCUCUGUGCGUACCACUAAUGGCGUACCCAAGAGCAACAAGGCGUGGGAACGUACUGUGGAAGAACUCACGGCCCAGAUCGACCACGUUCGGGGUCAGAUGAAAGUCGGGAAUACUGGCGAGGAUAACGAUCGCGCCAUCAACAGACUUGCGGUUCUGCGCGCCGGCUUCAAAUACAUUGGAAGGGAAGACCCUCUGGCCCAAGAGCUGUAUGUAAAGCUCGCGGUGUUCCCCGAAGGCUUUUUGUUCGGCGAAUCGGACGCAGCGGUGCUUCUGGAAAACGAAGAAGUAGCGAAAGGACCGAUAUCGAUCUUGGAGCGAUGGGGUGUUCUUCGAACCGAUGCAUCAGAAAAGUACCGCACACACGACGCCCACGCGGACUUUGCGAGAAAGAAGCUCAUGGAUAGGAAUGAUUUACGCGAGCCAGCCGUGGAAAGGUGGACUGAACACAUUUCUCGUUUGGACUUUGCGGUUGGCGUCGAGAUAUUCGUUCUGCUACCCAUGUGGCGGGCGUUGGAGGAGGUGGGGGGAAAGGGGUGGUGGGCACUUCGGCCGUACGACGAUCAGCUUAUUCAAAUGGUCACCUCGAAUCCUGCGACGAGUUAUGCGACGAGUGGUGCUGUUGGAGUUGUCAUGAAUUUAUACCGUGGCGCUCGAAAGCUUGGCGAACUAGCAGAAAUCAUGAAGAGGGUGGAACCGCUGUUUCGGCGAGCGCUGGAGAUCGAGGAGGCCACAUUGGGGCCCGACGAUAUACAAGUUGCCGUGACGCUACAAGAGCUGGGUCUGUGUAUGCGGGAGACGGGGCGGCCGGGGGAAGCGGAAACAUUGUUUAGGCGAGUGCUGGAGAUCCAGGAGGCCAAGCUGGGGGCCGACGAUGUGGGGGUUGCCUGGACGCUGCACGAGCUGGGUCUGUGUGUGCGGGAGGCGGGGCGGCCGGGGGAGGCGGAGUCGUUGUUGAGGCGAACGCGGGAGAUCUAUGAGGCCAAGUUGGGGCCCGACGAUGUCCGAUGUGCCAUGACGCUGCACGGGCUGGGUGGGUGUGUGCGGGAGGCGGGGCGGCCGGGGGAGGCGGAAGGGUUGUUUAGGCGAGCGCUGGAGAUCUUAGAGGCGAAGCUGGGAGCCGACGAUCUACAGGUUGCCGUGACGCUGCAAGCGCUGGGUGGGUGUGUGCGGGAGACCGGGCGGCCCGGGGAGGCGAAAGUCAUUUUUAAGCGACUGCUCAAGAUCGUGGAGGCAAAGUUGGGGGCCGACGAUCUCCAAGUUGCCUCGACGUUGCACGAGAUAGGCCUGUGUGUGUGGGAGGCGGGGGCGCCGGGGGAGGCGGAAGCGUUGUAUAGGCGAGCGCUUGAGAUCAGGGAGGACAAGUUGGGGCCCGACGAUCUGCAGGUUGCCGACACGUUGUACGCGAUGGGCCUGUGUGUGCGGGAGGCGGGGCGGCCGGGGGAGGCGGAAGCGUUGUAUAAGCGAGCGAUGGAGAUCCGGGAGGGCAAGUUGGGGGCCGAAGAUGUGAAUGUUGCCGUGACGCUGCACGGGCUGGGGCUUUGUGUGCGGCAGGCGGGGCGGCCUGGGGAAGCGGAAGACUUGUUUAGGCGAGCGCUGGAGAUCAGGGAGGACAAGCUGGGGCCCGACGAUGUCAAUGUUGCCGCGACGCUGGGCGAGCUGGGCAUGUGUGUGCGGGAGGCGGGGCGGCCGGGGGAGGCGGAACCGUUGUUUAGGCGAGCGCUGGAGAUCAAGCAGGCCAAGUUGGGAGCUGACGAUGUGGGGGUUGCCUGGACGCUGCACGAUUUGGCUGUGUGUGUGCGGGAGGCGGGGCGGCGUGGGGAAGCGGAAGCGUUACUGAGGCGAGCGCUUGAGAUCAGGGAGGACAAGUUGGGCCCCGACGAAGUCAGUGUUGCCGUGGCGCUGGUCGAGCUAGGUCGGUGUGUGCGGCAGGCGGGGCGGCCGGCGGAGGCGGAAGAGUUGCUUUGGCGAGCGCUGGACAUCUUAGAGGCGAAGCUGGGGUCCGACGAUCUGCAGGUUGCCGUGACGCUGCAAGAGCUGGGUCUGUGUGUGCAUGAGGUGGGGCGGCCGGGGGAGGCGGAAGCGUUGUUUAGGCGAGCGCUGGAAAUCAGGGAGGGUAAGUUGGGGGCCGAAGAUGUGAAUGUUGCCGUGACGCUGCACGGGCUGGGGCUUUGUGUGCGGCAGGCGGGGCGGCCUGGGGAAGCGGAAGACUUGUUUAGGCGAGCGCUGGAGAUCAGGGAGGACAAGUUGGGGGCCGACGAUGUCAAUGUUGCCACGACGUUGUACGCGAUAGGCCUGUGUGUGCGGGAGGCGCGGCGGCCGGGGGAGGCGGAACCGUUGUUUAGGCGAGCGCUGGAGAUCAAGCAGGCGAAGUUGGGAGCUGACGAUGUGGGGGUUGCCUGGACGCUGCACGAUUUGGCUGUGUGUGUGCGGGAGGCGGGGCGGCCGGGGGAGGCGGAACCGUUGUUUAGGCGAGCGCUGGAGAUCAAGCAGGCGAAGUUGGGAGCUGACGAUGUGGGGGUUGCCUGGACGCUGCACGAUUUGGCUGUGUGUGUGCGGGAGGCGGGGCGGCCGGGGGAGGCGGAACCGUUGUUUAGGCGGGCGAUGGAGAUCUUAGAGGCCAAGUUGGGGCCCGACGAUUUACAGGUUACCUACACGCUGCAUGAGCUGGGUCUUUGUGUGCGGGAGGCGGGGCGGCCGGGGGAGGCGCAAGCGUUGCUGAGGCGAGCGCUUGAGAUCAGGGAGGACAAGCUGGGGCCCGACGAUGUCAAUGUUGCCGCGACGCUGGGCGAGCUGGGCAUUUGUGUGCGAGAGGCGGGGCGGCCGGGGGAGGCGCAAGCGUUGCUGAGGCGAGCGCUUGAGAUCAGGGAGGACAAGCUGGGGCCCGACGAUGUCAAUGUUGCCGCGACGCUGGGCGAGCUGGGCAUUUGUGUGCGAGAGGCGGGACGGCCGGGGGAGGCGGAACCGUUGUUUAGGCGAGCGCUAGAGAUCAAGGAGGCCAGGUUGGGGGCCGACGAUGUCAAGGUUGCCACGACGCUGCACGCGCUGGGCCUGUGUGUGCGGGAGGCGGGGCGGCCGGGGGAGGCGGAACCGUUGUUUAGGCGAGCGCUAGAGAUCAAGGAGGCCAGGUUGGGGGCUGACGAUGUGGGGGUUGCCUACACGCUGCAAGAGCUGGGUCAGUGUGUUCGGAAGGAGGGGCGAUUUAAGGAGGCGGAAGGCUUGUUUAGGCGAGUAAUGGGGAUCAGGGAGGCCCAGUUGGGACCCGACAAUCUACAGGUUGCCGUGGCGCUGGUCGAGCUAGGUCUGUGUGUGCGGCAGGCGGGGCGGCCGGGGGAGGCGGAAGCGUUGUUUAGGCGAGCGCUGAAGAUCCUGGAGGCCAAGCUGGGGCCCGACGAUCUGCAGGUUGCCGUGACGCUGCGAGAGCUGGGUCUGUGUGUGCAUGAGGCGGGGCGGCCGGGGGAUGCGGAACCGUUGUUUCAGAGAGCGCUUGACAUCAAGGAGGUCAAGUUGGGGCCCGAUGAUGUGGAGGUUGCCAACACGCUGUACGCGAUGGGUAAGGUUGUGCGGGAGGCGGGGCGGCCGGGGGAUGCGGCACCGUUGUUUCAGAGAGCGCUCAAGAUCUUUCAAUCCAGGUUGGGGGCCGACGAUCACCAAGUUGGUUGGACGCUGCAAGCGCUCACGAUCGACGAGGCAAAAUGGGGGCCCGACGAUGCCGAAGUUGCUUACACACUGCACGAGAUGGGGCUGAGUGUACGGGAGGCUGGGCGGCUGGGAGAGGCGGAAAGACUGUUCAAGCGAGCGCUCAAGAUCCGUCAAGCCAAGUUGGCACCCGACGAUCCACAAGUGGCCGUGACGCUGCACGCGAUGGGUGGUUGCGUUCGGGAGGCAGGGCGGCCGAGGGAGGCAGAAGAGUUGUUCAGACGGGCGCUGGAGAUCAAGGAGGCCAAGUUGGGGGCCGACCAUGUGGAUGUUGCCGAGAUACGACUAGAGUUGGGUGGGUGUGCCGAGGACUUACACGGUAAAUAGUGCGCACUCCAUGUUUUCCUUAUUUUUUUGGCUUGUGGUGAUGCUUUUGCAAAGGAGUUAGUUUUUCGACAUGGGUUUCAUCCAGUACGGUGUUUGUUCUCUCACGUCCAAAU